Molecule: messenger RNA, 462 nt
Organism: Acanthosepion pharaonis
Lineage: Eukaryota; Metazoa; Mollusca; Cephalopoda; Sepiida; Sepiidae
Source: the annotation of a GenBank genome assembly
AUGAUCGCAUACUAUGUUAUUGUAUACCAGCGAAGCCUCAAAGACGUCCUUCAUGCAGAAGUGAUGUCCAGAGUAGAAUAUCACACCGACCAUCAUCUAGUGCGCUGCAAACAUCGACUGCACUUCAAACCCAAAUCAAGGAAGGAAGGGCUCCCCAAGAAAAAGUUCAACCUGAUCAAGCUUCAAUGGAGGAAAUGUGUACCUCCAGAAUCAAUUGGAAAAAUCUCUUUCUUUGUAAGCAUAGAGGCUAAGAUCUUCCUUAUUUUAUCUCGAUUUUCUUUCUCUUCUCUCUCUCUCUCUCUUUCUCUCUCUCUCUCUUUGAGAUUAUUUUACCAAUUACACUAUAAUGUCUUCUUUGGCAUGAAGCAAGACUUAAAGAAAAAAGAAAAAUCACUUUCUUCUUUUUUAUUAAUCUUCUCCCUCGUUUUGCUUCUCUUUCAUUUUCUUCUUUCUCAAUUCUGA